This is a messenger RNA of Pseudophryne corroboree (corroboree frog), 7735 nucleotides long. RefSeq names its product stabilin 1 (gene STAB1). The coding region runs from base 13 to 7434 and encodes 2473 amino acids. Gene Ontology annotation, molecular function: calcium ion binding; hyaluronic acid binding. Gene Ontology annotation, biological process: cell adhesion. The transcript has 67 exons. NCBI's taxonomy places the organism in Eukaryota, Metazoa, Chordata, Amphibia, Anura, Myobatrachidae. The record is from RefSeq and is a predicted model, not a curated record.
UAUUCAGUGGAUAUGGGAGGUGUGGUAUUGUCACAACAGGGUUGCACUCACGUCUGUCAGAAAUCUAUUCUAGAACCAGCAUGCUGCAAAGGAUUCUGGGGCUCUGCCUGCACAGAAUGUCCUGGAGGAUCUCUGCAGCCUUGCAAUGGACAUGGGACCUGCAUGGAUGGACUCCAAGGCAAUGGGACUUGUAUGUGUGAUGAGGGCUUCUCCGGUUUUUCCUGCAACCAGUGUGCUGAUCCAUUUCUGUAUGGAGUGAACUGUAACUCUGCUUGUCAAUGCAAAAAUGGAAUAUGUAAAAGUGGAAUUACCGGGGAUGGAAGCUGUAUAUGUGAAGCUGGUUAUAUGGGCUCGACAUGUGAUAAAGAAUCCUUGUCCUGCAAAGCUCUGAAUUGUGGGGAAAAUGCUCGUUGUUCGCAGAUAGGAGGAAUCAUUAGAUGUGAUUGUAUGCCAGGAUACAGCAAAAAAGGCAACAUCUGCCAAGCCACGGAUGCCUGUAAACCUUCGCCGUGUAGCCUCUUUGCUGAUUGCCAAUCAUUAGGGCCCCGACAAUACAAAUGUGCAUGUAAACCUGACUACUAUGGGGAUGGAAAGACAUGUCUUCCCUUCAAUCCAUGUUCUGUUAACAAUGGAGGAUGCUUAGAAAAUUCAACUAGAUGCUUAUAUCGAAGUGCAGGAAAGUCUUAUUGCAGUUGCCUCCCUGGAAUGACAGCUCGAACUGGUAUUAAGGGGUGUUCUCCGCCCCAAAGUUGUCAACCAUAUUUUUGUAGUAAAAGUGCACAGUGUGAAAUCGUAUCUCCUGGAGUACACAAGUGUGUUUGUCAGGAUAGAGAAAUUGGUGAUGGCAAAAGCUGCUACGGGAGCCUGUUAUAUGAGAUUCAGAAGCUGCAUAUUGAGGAGGGACCGAUGAGGAAACAGCCCGGUGCACUCCGGCUAUUUGAGGACGGAUGUGGACUGACAUUGCGGAAAUAUGGUCCUUUCACAGUAUUUGUUCCUCUAAUGAAAACAAUUCCAAUGAAUGAAACCACUGCUAAACAAUUUUGUAAAGUUCAUAUUGUUCCUGGUCAGCAUAUGAUAAUGGAUUCCAUUCCACUUGGCAAACUGUGGACAAUGAGUGGUAAAGUUUUGGAGUUUUCAAAAACAAAAACAGAGAUUAGCUCUGAGACUACCAAAGUCUUAAUCAUGAGAAAAAAUCUACCAGCUGCUAACGGCGUUCUCCAUAUUAUUGAUAAACCCAUCAAAACUGACAUCAUGGAAACCAUUGGAAGCCCGCAGAGGACAAUCGGUGACAUUCUCGCCAACACGGAAAAAUUCAGCAGAUUUGAGACUUUGUUGGAGAACUGUGGUCUUCCUCCAAUAUUAAAUAAGCAUGGGUCCUUUACUGUAUUUGUUCCAAGCAAUAAUGCUAUCGACUCUUUAAGAGAUGGCAGGUUAAUCUAUCUAUUAACUGAGGGUAAACGUAAACUUUUGGAACUGGUUAAGUAUCAUAUAUCAUCCAUAGCUGCUGUUACUUUAGACAGACUUAUUACAAUGCCGCACAUUCUCACUACAUCAAAUGAGAUUAUUAAGAUCAAUGUGACAGAAAAUGGAAGAAUUCUGUUUGGAGACAAAGGAAUCCCUCUUGAUCAUAGCGACAUCAUUGCUUCUAAUGGUGUCAUCCACUCUUUAGAUGGUAUUUUAAUUUCUUCCGGUAUAUUGCCAAUUCUGCCAUCUAAAUGCAACGAAACACAUGAGGAAGUAAUACAGGGUCCGUGUUCCAGCUGUGAUUCCAAUCCACCAUGUCCGGAAAAUACUACUGACUUGGGAAUAGUUGACCAGGAAUGUAGUUUUGGAACUCCUAGUAAAAUUACCAAGGGCUGUGCCAGAAACUGCAGCCGCUCUGUUAUUGUGAGUGGAUGCUGCGGUGGGUUCUACGGUCAUGAAUGUAAGCCAUGCCCUGGGGGAUACUCUAAUCCGUGCUACGGACGAGGAACUUGUAAUGACGGCAGUCGCGGGAAUGGGAAGUGUGUAUGUUUCCAGAAGUAUAAAGGAAUCGCUUGUCACAUUUGCUCCAAUCCCAAUAAACAUGGCGAAGAAUGUGAAGAAGAUUGCAGGUGUGUACAUGGGAUUUGUGAUAACCGAAGUGGGAGUCGUGGGGUUUGCCAGGGCGGCCGCUGCAAAGAAGGCUACAUUGGAGAAUUUUGUGACCAGCGAUCAGAGUCUUGUGGUCCAUUAAACGUGACACAAUAUUGUCAUCUAAAUGCAGUCUGUGUAUCUACGGGUAACAUCACAAGCUGUCAGUGUGAGAAUGAAUAUGAAGGGGAUGGGAUUUUCUGUCAGCCUGUGGAUGAAUGCAGCACACCAGAACGAGGGGGGUGUUCAGAGAAUGCCAUUUGCACCAUUGCACCAACAGGGGGCAUCACAUGCCAAUGUAAUCCUGGCUGGGCCGGUGAUGGUAUCGAAUGUUUACCUAUCGACAACUGUGCCCUGGAAAAUAGAGGAGACUGCGAUGUUAAUGCCGACUGCAACUUUAUCCAGCCUGGGAUGAACGAUUGCACUUGCAAGAAAGGAUACGUUGGUGAUGGGUAUAUUUGCGACCCAAUUAACAGAUGUUUAGAAAAUAAUGGUGGCUGUCACGAACUGGCUACGUGCAAGCCAACAUCAGGAGGAGAGAGGACAUGUACUUGCCUCGAAGUUUUUGAGGGCAAUGGCUUAACUUGUUAUGGAAAUAUGUUAAUGGAACUGUUGCGGAUGCCAGAUGUGAACACCUUCAAUAAUUUCUUAAAGUUUUCGAAAUUCAAGAUUCCAAACAAUGUUACUGCCCUUGUCCCUUCUGAAGCAGCAUUUGGAGCGCUUACACAGGAGGAUAGACAGUUUUGGUCGAAUCCUUACAGGUUCCCUUUUUUUAUGAGAGCACACUUUUUGCGACAAGCUUUCACUUCCGAUCAACUGAAGAAACACAGUGGUCAGGAAUUGGCUACUCUUGACCCCAGGACUAAAUGGGAGAUACAAAUAAUUAAUGGGAAUCUAACAGUUAACAACGCAAAUGUCAUUGUCAGUGACAUUCCAACUACAAACGGGUUUAUUUUCAUUAUCAACCAGGUUUUGACCCCACCACUUGGAAAUAUACCUCCAGAGCAACCAGGCCUUUACCUAAAAUUAGACCAACUUUCUGCAUUUCAACAGUUUAAACUCGAUUUCCAGAAAUCUGGUCUAAUUCAAGAAAUUGAAUCCUCUAAACAGAAAUACACAAUUUUUGUCCCUGACAAUUCCGCCGUGGCAAAGUUUUACAAUCAGUCCAAAUCUAAUGAAUUGGAUAACCGUACAAUAAAAUACCAUAUUAUACUUGGGGAGAAAUUGUUACCUUCAGACAUAAGAAAUGGGAUGCACAAAGGCACCAUGCUGGGAUCCUCUUACUGGCUGAUGUUUUACAAAAGGUACAACCAGACAUUUGUCCAUGAUGUCCUGCUGAAUGGCACUUUCUUUGAAACAAAUAAUGGAAUGUUGAUGGGAAUAUCAGAAGUCCUGACAAUCCUGAAAAACCGUUGUGAUACCACUAAUAUAAUUGUGAAAAAGACAAAAUGCAACUCUUGUCAUAAAGGGAUUCAGUGUCCAGCGGGCACAGUUCUGCUGGAGCCACUGGGCAAAGGUUCAGGGAAUUGUACAUUCAAACGGAGAAAUAAUGUGAUUCAGGGAUGCAAAUUCAACUGCAUUGAUUCAACAGUUGUUCCCAUGUGUUGUGGUGGAUAUUAUGGACACCAAUGUUUAGUUUGCCCAGGGGGCCUGGGCAAUGUAUGUUCCAAUAAUGGAAAGUGCCUGGAUGGAAUUACUGGAAGUGGAGAAUGUAUCUGCAAAGAAGGUUUUCAUGGAACUGCAUGUGAAUCCUGUGAAGCCGGGAGAUAUGGGAUAGACUGUCAAUCAGAAUGUGACUGUGCCCAUGGAAAGUGUAAUGACGGACUUCAUGGCGAUGGAUCUUGCCAGUGUGAUAAAGGCUGGUCUGGUUUUUCCUGUCAGAUUGAUAAUGAAAAGGAUUUAUGCAAUGGCAGCUGCAGCAAUAAUGCAAAUUGUAUUACAGGACCGGCAAACUCCACUGCAAAAUGCUCAUGCCUUGCCGGCUUUACAGGGAAUGGGACACAUUGCACAGAGUUUGAUGUCUGUACUGUGAACAAUGGGGGAUGCUCGAAAUAUGCAAACUGCUCAAAGGCUGCCUUAGGCCAGGCAUAUUGUGUCUGUGGACAUGGCUAUAAUGGAGAUGGAGUCAUCUGUCUUGAGAUUGAUGCCUGUCUGGAAAAUAAUGGUGGUUGUAAUCCCAGUGCAGAGUGCACCAAGACUGGGCCAAACACAGUUGCUUGCAACUGUCUUCCAGGGUAUGAAGGAGACGGUGUACAGACCUGCAAAAGCAUCAACAUCUGCCUAAAGGAAGAUAAUGGUUGCAGUGUAUAUGCCUUUUGCGUACCUACUGGGCCAGCUAAGCGUAUCUGCAUAUGCAGGUCGUUUUUUAUCGGUGACGGAAUAACCUGCUCAGGACCCAUCAUACAGGCACUAUACCAUAAUCCAGAAAUGCGUCCCUUCCUUGUAAAAAUGCAGGACAAUGACAUUAAGGAUUUAUAUGGAAAUGGACCAUUUACAGUAUUCAUCCCCCAGAAACAGGCUAUCCAAAACAGCAGCCUGCUUGUAUCCAGGAAGGAUGAACUUAAAAAAUACUUACUUCGCUAUCAUAUGGUAGGCUGUCAACAGAUACUAGUUGAUGAUCUUAAGAAAUUGUCCUCGAUAACUCCGAUUUCUGGAGGCAUCAUAAGAAUUUCUACAAAGAAUGAUGAAGUGUAUUUAAAUGACUUUGCAAGAAUAAUAAAGAGCGAUGAAAUUGCAAGCAACGGUGUAGUCCACUUUAUUGACAAGGUUUUAAUCCCAGAAGAUCCAACAAACACAAGUGAAAAUGCGAUAAAUAUGACUGAUGUUGCAGAUUACCAUGGCUAUUCCAAAUUCAUCCAACUUCUAAAGAAUUCCAGUGUGCUGUCCCUUGUGAAUGAUAAACUCCACCAACCUCUCACAAUGCUGUGGCCUACAGAUAAAGCUUUUGAUUCUCUUCCGGAGGAACGGAAGAAGUGGUUGUAUGAUGAAGACCACAUAGACAAACUUAAUGCUUACUUGAAAGUGCACAUUAUUCGAGAUUCAAAGAUUACUUCAGCAACCAUGCUUGAAGCCAAGUCACCUAGGACAUUGCAUGGUUCCACAAUCUCUUUUCAAUGCAGCACAACCAACAUUGGGGAUAUUCUGGUGAAUGAAAACAGUGCUAGGAUCAUCCAGAGGAACAUGGAAUUUAUUGGAGGAAUUGCUCACGGGAUUGAUCAGCUGCUGGAACCUCCUAACAUUGGAGCCCGCUGUGAUGAGUAUGCGGUGUCGGAUUACAUACAAUCCGGGGAUACAUGUUCAGUGUGUGGCAUGGAGCGUCCGUGUCCUAUCGGAACAGUUGAUCGGGGAGAGAUAGAACAGUGUACUCUAAUGAGGAGGCGCUAUAAUUUCUAUUCUACCCACCUUUAUUCACCUGUAUAUCCGCGCAGUAGAUUUCCAACAUACCAAUCCGGAUGGCGUAAUCGAGGCUGCACUAGGAAAUGCUACACUUUUGCAUGGACACAACGUUGCUGUAAAAACCAUUACGGCAUAGAUUGCCAUGUGUGUCCCGGUGGUGUGGAGGCGCCAUGCAGUUAUCGUGGAACAUGUAUGGAUGGACUUGCAGGAACAGGAAAGUGCAACUGUAACCAACAAUUUAAUGGGACAGCUUGUGAAAUUUGUGCCCCUAACAGAUAUGGCUAUUAUUGCAAAGAAUGUACCUGCUCAGAACAUGGCCAAUGCAAUGAUGGGAUUUCCGGGGACGGAUCUUGUUUCUGCGCUGAAGGAUGGUCUGGUCAGAACUGUGAAACCAAACUAGCAACCAGUCCUGUUUGCUCACCAGAAUGCGAUGGUAAUGCCACAUGUAGAGUCAAUAAUGAAUGUGACUGUAAUCCCUUUUAUGAGGGAGAUGGAAGAAUAUGCAGCGUGAUUGACCAAUGCCGUGAGUACAAUGGUGGUUGCAGUAUCCAUGGGCAGUGUUCUCAGGUUGGGGUAAAAGUCUCAUGUGCAUGUUUUCCUGGAUAUGAAGGAGAUGGAUAUAUCUGCACUCCCAUCAAUGUCUGUGCAAAUGGUGAAAAUGGGGGAUGUAGUGAACAUGCAACAUGUAUAUACACUGGCCCGAACUCGCGGAGAUGUGAAUGUCAUGAUGGUUAUGUGGGUAAUGGGGUCCAGUGUCUAGAGAAAGCUAUUCCACCUGUGGACCAUUGCCUAGAAGUAAAUGGAGACUGCGAUCCACUGGCAAUCUGUUCUGAUCUGCACUUUGAAGAAAAGACUGCAGGUGUUUUUCACUUGCAAUCACCAAAUGGAAAAUAUAAACUGACAUAUGCGGAGGCAGAAAGCGCCUGCAUGGCGGAAGGAGCCAGCAUCGCCACGUUCCAACAGCUCUCUGCAGCCCAGCAGCUGGGCUAUCACCGUUGCUUUGUUGGAUGGCUCUACAACGGGACAGCAGGUUAUCCCACAGUGACUCCCAGCGCAAACUGUGGGUUAAAUCAUAUUGGAAUUGUGGACUACAAACAGCGCUCAAACAGAAGUGAGACUUGGGACGUAUACUGUUACCGUUUCCGAGACGUACAAUGCCAGUGUACUGAUGGGUACGUGGGAGAUGGGAGUUACUGCAAUGGAAACCUACUGGAAGUAAUGGAGGCGAAUCCUAAACUCUCCAAAUUCUACUCUAUGAUUCUUGAUUAUGGUAAUUCCAGUGCCCAGGGCUCAACGUUUCUGGAUAUCCUGUCAAAUAGAACAUCAUUUAAAACCUUAUUUGUGCCAGAAGAUGGCAGCUUUGAGGACAAUACAACUUUAACAUGGCGAGACUUGGAGCAUCACAUAUCCAAACUGGACGUACUCGUUCCAUACACAAAUCUUACACAUGGGAGUACUCUGCUUUCUAACAUAGGAUGUAAUCUUUCAAUUUCAGAACAACCCACUAAUUGCUCCCAACCCCUGUGUCCUAAAAUUGUAAACGAUAAGGCAAUAAUCGAGUGGGAUAUCCCAGCCUUCAAUGGAAUUAUUCAUAUUAUAAAGGGACCAUUAAGAGCACCCCCUGUGAAGGAGGCAACCGAGAGCCAAAUAUCUCAUCCGAUAGCUGCAGGACUGGUCACGGUGAUAGUGAUUAUACUGACUGUGAUCGCAGCUUCCGCCAGUUACUUCUACUACAGACAGCGGUUUAGCGGCUUUCGCUUCAGGCACUUCAAGGCUGAAGAUGACGACAUGGAUCUGCAAGACAGUGCGAAUCCCCCACUGGUCUCCAUUCCAAACCCAGUCUAUGGCGUCAAUAGCUCCUUCUUUGAGCAAUUUGAGGAUCCAUACACAGAUGAAGACUCUUCUGCUACCAAAAUUCUUCAUUAACCAAAUGACAAACCUGAUGUUUACAUUUUUGUGGGGUUACCUUCUCCAAUGACGACAAGGUCCUCAGCAGACAUCCUAUGAAAAAGGCACUUGAUCAUACAUGUUUACAUAUAUAUUUGUAAAUUAGAGUAUCUGUAUAUGACAUAAUACUGAUUGAUUCUGUAUCUGAUUAUUUCAGAAAAUAAUCUAGCUUCUAGCACAGUGGUGGAAGUGGAAGAAAUUUGCUGCUGUUUUUGUAAAGUGUUAGAAGUACGGUUGGGGAAACUUGUUUACAUAGUAUGAAAUAAAAAAAAUGGAAAUA